AAAAAAAAAUGGAUGAGUGGGGCGAUCCAUUGGGGGAAUCGGGAUUGGAACCGUGGUUUGGUCUCUCUCUCUCUCGUCGCGGUGAAGCGGAGAGUGAGAGUGGUUUGGGAGACCAUCAUGAUACGACGAAUCUCCCAGAGAGCUUGUGGAUUCGCUAAAAAUCAAUUUCUCAAAUCGUCUCGAUUCCACGGCGAGUCCCUCGAUUCCUCUGUCUCCCCUGUUCUCAUUCCUGGCGUUCAUGUCUUCCAUUGUCAGGAUGCUGUUGGGAUUGUAGCAAAGCUAUCAGAUUGUAUUGCAGCCAAAGGCGGUAACAUACUUGGCUACGAUGUUUUUGUUCCUGAAAACAAAAAUGUCUUCUACUCCCGCAGCGAGUUUAUCUUUGAUCCGGUUAAGUGGCCGAGAAACCAAGUGGAUGAAGAUUUUCAAACCAUUGCGCAAGCAUAUGGUGCCUUGAACUCGGUUGUGCGUGUGCCUUCUAUAGAUCCCAAGUAUAAGAUAGCUCUUCUACUCUCUAAACAGGAUCAUUGUCUUGUCGAAAUGUUGCACAAAUGGCAGGACGGGAAGCUGCCCGUGGAUAUUACCUGUGUCAUAAGCAACCAUGAAAGAGCUUCAAACACUCACAUUAUGCGGUUUCUUGAGAGGCAUGGCAUCCCAUAUCAUUAUGUAGCUACAACAAAAGAGAAUAAAAGAGAAGAUGAGAUUUUGGAAUUGGUUAGAGAUACUGAUUUCCUAGUUCUUGCAAGAUACAUGCAGAUUCUGUCCGGUAACUUUCUGAAAGGUUAUGGAAAGGAUGUAAUCAACAUCCAUCAUGGUCUCUUACCAUCAUUUAAAGGCGGAAAUCCUGCAAAACAGGCAUUUGAUGCAGGUGUCAAAUUAAUUGGAGCAACAAGUCACUUUGUUACCGAGGAACUGGAUUCAGGGCCUAUCAUUGAACAAAUGGUUGAGAGUGUUUCCCACCGAGACAACCUAAGGAGCUUUGUCCAGAAGUCCGAGGACCUAGAGAAAAAAUGCCUCACGAAAGCUAUAAAAUCAUACUGCGAACUACGGGUAUUACCUUAUGGCACAAACAAGACUGUUGUAUUCUAGUUACAAAAGCAAUGACUAUGAUUCUCAUCUGAUUUUUUUUAUGAACGAUUCAAGAGAGUAUUAUACCAAUUCUCUGUAAGAUUGAUGA
This is a messenger RNA of Capsella rubella, 1174 nucleotides long. Its product is annotated as formyltetrahydrofolate deformylase 1, mitochondrial. Gene Ontology annotation, molecular function: formyltetrahydrofolate deformylase activity. The record is from RefSeq and is a predicted model, not a curated record. Lineage: Eukaryota; Viridiplantae; Streptophyta; Magnoliopsida; Brassicales; Brassicaceae. The transcript is spliced from 8 exons. Gene Ontology annotation, biological process: 'de novo' IMP biosynthetic process. Bases 13 to 1086 code for a protein of 357 amino acids.